AUGGAGCGAGUCGUACUGGUAUUUGUGUUGCUUCAUUUUCUGUGCUCGGUUCAUAGCCAGGUCAGUUAUUCUAUUCCAGAAGAAAUGUCGAAGGGCUCUUUAGUGGGCAAUAUAGUGCAAGAUUUGGGAUUAGAUAUAAAAAGACUGAAAACAGGCAAGGGGCGCAUCUUCACGGGUGACCAGGCAGACUAUAUCGCGCUAGACAAGGACAGGGGCAUCCUUCUGAUCAAAGAGAGAAUAGACAGAGAAGCGCUAUGCAGAAAAACAUCUCCGUGUGCUUUACAUUUUCAGAUCAUUCUCGAGAACCCGAUGGAAUUAUAUAGCGUAACAGUAGAAAUUACCGAUAUAAACGACAAUCCUCCCAGUUUUGAAAAGAGCGAUAUGAAAUUUGAGAUAGGCGAAAAUGCUGCAAUCGGUGCUAGUUUCAUACUGGAGAUAGCAGUUGAUCCGGAUGUUGGUAUCAAUGGUCUCCAAACGUACACUCUGAAACCCACUGAUAAUUUUCAGCUGAAAUUAAAUCAGCAGCCAGAUGGUGGAAAGACGGUGGAAAUGAUUCUUCGGAAACCUCUAGACAGAGAGAAGCAAGAAAACCUGAUGUUAGUUUUAACUGCAGUUGAUGGAGGAGAACCACAAAUGUCAGGGACAGUUCAAAUACACAUCACUGUUUUAGAUGCAAACGACAAUGCCCCAGUUUUUACGCAGGACAUUUACAAGGUGUCUGUUAGUGAAAACUCUCCUAAAGGGACACGUCUGACUGCAGUCAGUGCCACUGAUGCUGACUAUGGGUCUAACAAUGUCGUGAUAUACUCUUUGUCACGGAGUAUUGCAGGUAUAUCUGACAUGUUUUCAGUUGAUAGAAAAACCGGUGAAGUUAAGUUGAUCGGUCAGCUGGACUACGAAAAGGAAAUAAAUUAUCAGUUUUUUGUUGAGGGUAGAGAUGAAGGAGGACUUUCGGAUUCUUGUAAAAUAAUUGUGGAUGUUGUAGAUGUAAAUGACAACAGUCCAAUUAUUAGCACAAUAUCAAAAUCCAGUACAAUAGCCGAGGAUGCCCCGCCUAAUACAGUGAUCGCAAUGAUCAGCGUGAAUGAUCCAGAUUCAGACAACAAUGGUCAGGUCAGUUGCGUUAUCAAUGAAAACAUUCCUUUCGCUAUCAAAUCUACAUCAAAUCGUUUCUACAGCAUAGUAACUGAUAGUGAAUUAGAUCGGGAGACACACUCUGAAUACAAUAUAACCGUAACCUGCUCGGAUGAGGGUGUACCCUCCCUCUCCAGUCGCGCAGAUUUGUCUCUAAAAAUAACUGAUGUAAACGACAAUGCACCUGUGUUUGAAAAGAGCUCGUAUGAAGCCUCUGUUUUAGAAAAUAACACACCAGGGCUGUCGACUUUCACUGUUAGAGCACAAGAUGCAGAUUGGAAUCAAAAUGCUCGUGUGUCAUACAUAUUAGAGGAGUCCUCGAAUAACGGAGUGCCGGUGUCGUCUUACGUUUCUGUGAAUGCAGAGAGUGGUGUGAUACAUGCGGUGCGGUCGUUUGAUUAUGAGCAGAUUAAAGCCUUCACAUUCCACAUAAAAGCGCAGGACGGAGGCUCUCCUCCACUGAGUAGCAAUGUUAGUGUUAGAAUAAUAAUACAAGAUCAGAAUGAUAAUGCACCCCAGGUUCUAUAUCCUGUACAGUCUAGUGGUUCUCUCAUAGCUGAGAUUGUGCCUCGUUCAGCUGAUGUGGGCUACCUGGUCACCAAAGUAGUAGCUGUUGAUGUGGACUCUGGACAGAAUGCCUGGCUCUCAUACAAACUGCAGAAAGCGACAGACAGAGCGCUGUUUGAAGUAGGGGCUCAGAAUGGAGAAAUAAGAACCAUUCGACAAGUUAAUGAUAAAGAUGCCGUAAAGCAAAAGCUCACUGUUGUAGUGGAGGACAACGGACAGCCCUCUCGCUCUGCUACAGUCAAUGUGAAUGUUGCUUUGGCGGACAGCUUUCCUGAAGUGCUCUCGGAGUUCAGUGAUUUUACGCACGACAAGGAAUACAAUGAUAAUCUGACUUUUUAUCUCGUCUUGGCCCUGGCUGUCGUGUCUUUUCUCUUCAUAGUCUCAAUCAUAGCCAUACUUUCAGUAAAAUGCUACAGAUGGAAACGUGACAGGAUGUUGUAUAAAUCCAACGGAAAUCUACCGGUUAUCCCGUAUUACCCGCCCCUUUACGCAGACGUAGGGGGCACAGGAACUCUACAGCAUGUGUACAACUACGAACAUUACAGAACAACCGACUCCAGAAAGAGUGAUCUGAAAUAUGUCAGACCUUGUAAUCAAAGCAUCAUCAGUCUGGAUAACGCUCAAAUACAGACUCUACCUCAUGCGCACAACGACAAACUGAUUGACGACUCUGAAGAUCAGGUGAGGGAUUUUACGUAA
Molecule: messenger RNA, 2400 nt
Organism: Sardina pilchardus (European sardine)
Lineage: Eukaryota; Metazoa; Chordata; Actinopteri; Clupeiformes; Clupeidae
Product: protocadherin gamma-A5-like
Exons: 1
Coding region: 1-2400 (799 amino acids)
Biological process (GO): homophilic cell-cell adhesion
Cellular component (GO): plasma membrane
Molecular function (GO): calcium ion binding
Source: RefSeq, a predicted model, not a curated record